Messenger RNA from Nomascus leucogenys (northern white-cheeked gibbon), 1863 nucleotides. RefSeq names its product alkB homolog 7 (gene ALKBH7). The record is from RefSeq and is a predicted model, not a curated record. The coding region runs from base 645 to 1586 and encodes 313 amino acids. Gene Ontology annotation, cellular component: mitochondrial matrix. Gene Ontology annotation, biological process: DNA damage response; fatty acid metabolic process. The transcript has 4 exons. Lineage: Eukaryota; Metazoa; Chordata; Mammalia; Primates; Hylobatidae.
CCACCAUGCUCGGCUCAUUUUUUGUAUUUUCAGUAGAGACGGGUUUUCACCAUGUUGGCCAGGCUGGUCUCGAACUCCUGACCUAGGUGAUCCACCCGCCUCGGCCUCCCAAAGUGCUGGGAUUACAGGCGUGAGCCACCACGCCUGGCCGAGGAAUCAAAAAGACAAUGCCAUUUUCAAACCUAAAGUAAUAAUAAUACUGAGACCGGGAAAUGAAUGAUGCCUCGCUUUGACCUUUGACCAUAAGCCCUAACUCUGGAUAGCUGGCCUCACCACACACAUAAUCGUGGCCUUGACGUCAGUCCCCUGACCCCGGACCCUUAUCUCAGCCUGACUGUACUCUGCCCUUAACCUCCAGCCCUAGUCGACUCCAUAACCGUGGCCUUGGCCCCAGUCCCCCUGACUUCCCCACUUCAGACCAGAUACUGCCCAUAUCCCCUUAUGAAGUCUUGGCCAAGCAACCCCUAGGUUGUACGUUUUCUCUGUAAUGAUUAAAGAGGCGGUGCUAAGCUGCAGACGGACUUGCGACUCCGCCAGUGGUGUAAGCCAGGCGGGAGGUGGUGCCUAAUAAGCUCAAGAGAGGAGGCGGGUUCUGGAAGAAGGCCAAUAGCCUGUGAAGGCGAGUCUAGCAGCAACCAAUAGCUAUGAGCGAGAGGCGGGACUCUGAGGGAAGUCCAUCGCUGGAGGGGCCUGGCGCAGGUACCGCCAAUGGCUUUUGGCGGGGGCGUUCCCCAACCCUGCCCUCUCUCAUGACCUCGCUCCGGGGAUAUGACCGGGACUGGGCUGCUGGCGCUGCGGACGCUGCCAGGGCCCAGCUGGGUGCGAGGCUCGGGCCCUUCCGUGCUGAGCCGCCUGCGGGACGCGGCCGUGGUGCGGCCUGGCUUCCUGAGCACGGCAGAGGAGGAGACGCUGAGCCGAGAACUGGAGCCCGAGCUGCGCCGCCGCCGCUACGAAUACGAUCACUGGGACGCGGUGAGACGGGCAGCGCCGGGGGCGCGGCCUGGGGACGUGGAGCACCAGAUGGGGCGAGAACACGCUGGGGGCGGUACCUACAGCGGGGAUUUGGAGCAGGGACAGAGGAGACGAGCGCCGGGACCGGGCAGGGCCACCUGGGGGCGGUUACGGCCAUCCACGGCUUCCGAGAGACAGAGAAGUCGCGCUGGUCAGAAGCCAGCCGGGCCAUCUUGCAGCGCGUGCAGGCGGCCGCCUUUGGCCCCGGCCAGACCCUGCUCUCCUCCGUGCACGUGCUGGACCUGGAAGCCCGCGGCUACAUCAAGCCCCACGUGGACAGCAUCAAGUUCUGCGGGGCCACCAUCGCUGGCCUGUCUCUCCUGUCUCCCAGCGUUAUGCGGCUGGUGCACACCCAGGAGCCGGGGGAGUGGCUGGAACUCUUGCUGGAGCCAGGCUCCCUCUACAUCCUUAGGGGCUCAGCUCGUUAUGACUUCUCCCAUGAGAUCCUUCGGGAUGAAGAGUCCUUCUUUGGGGAGCGCCGGAUUCCCCGGGGCCGGCGCAUCUCCGUAAUCUGCCGCUCCCUCCCUGAGGGCAUGGGGCCAGGGGAGUCUGGACAGCCGCCCCCAGCCUGCUGACCCACAGCUUUCUACAGACACUGGAUUUGUGAAUAAAGUUGGGGAAUGGACAGCCUAACUGGGACAUUGCAGUGGCUGCUUACUGGGGCUGGGAUCUGCAGGGGAACCCAGGAUGGCACUGGCCCAUAGGGAGCUCCAGGUGUGGCUGACUGGACACACGGUCAAGGUCACAAGGCCAGGAGAGUGGUGUCCUUUAUUGCACUCACUGCUGGUCGCCCCAGCCCACUCCCCUCCUCGUUGUCUCUGCAUCCAGGUCUCCAAUAAAUAAGUCAGCCGA